Molecule: messenger RNA, 5864 nt
Organism: Stegodyphus dumicola
Lineage: Eukaryota; Metazoa; Arthropoda; Arachnida; Araneae; Eresidae
Gene: Smurf
Product: SMAD specific E3 ubiquitin protein ligase
Biological process (GO): protein ubiquitination; proteasome-mediated ubiquitin-dependent protein catabolic process; negative regulation of BMP signaling pathway
Cellular component (GO): cytoplasm
Molecular function (GO): protein binding; ubiquitin protein ligase activity
Source: RefSeq, a predicted model, not a curated record
ACUUUUUCAAAGUUAUUUUAUCUAACUUCAUUUUUAAGAAAAAAAUUUAACAUAAAAGUUUGAUUUGUCUAAAGAUAUGUCUACAAAUAUUUAAAUAACCAAUUAUGUUCAGAUAAAAAAUAUUUGAAUUAACACUGCUAAACUAUUUUCUUCGCGGCAGGAUACUAGUUCUGUCACUGUAUGAGGUGGGAUCUCUAAUACUGAAGCUUGUAUCACUCCGUCACUCAGGGGGUAAUGUCACGUAGCGAGGUAGAGCUACAUGUAUGUUUUUAAUGUUUCCCUAUCUGUCAUGGAUUACUCUCAAAAUUAUUUUAAUAUGUGUCCAAAGUGUUACUAUAUGAGGAUCAUUUAAAGUGUUGGAAGGCAGAGCAUGGCUAACCAACCUAGCAGGCGAAACGGAGCAAUGAAAAUUCGCUUAACAAUUUUAUGUGCUAAAAAUCUUGCAAAGAAAGACCUGUUUAGAUUGCCAGAUCCCUUCUGUAAAGUUAGCGUUGAUGGAUCAGGCCAGUGCCAUUCAACAGACACAUGUAAAAAUACCCUUGAUCCAAAAUGGAAUCAACAUUAUGAUUUAUACAUAGGAAACAAUGAUUCUAUAACAAUAAGUAUAUGGAAUCACAAAAAAAUUCAUAAAAAGCAAGGUGCUGGCUUUCUUGGUUGCGUACGCAUAAUGACAAAAGCUAUUCAGAGGCUGAAAGAUACUGGAUAUCAAAGGCUAGAUUUAUCCAGAGGACAUGCAGAUGAUCCUGAACCUGUAAAAGGUCAAAUUGUAAUUAGUCUUCUUUCACAAGAUGGUCAUGGCUCAGGAAAUGUAAAUGUAGUUGUAGACAGAUUAGGGAAUUUGGCUCUUAAUCCUGAUGAGCUGCCAGAAGGUUGGGAAGAAAGAAGAACUGCAUCUGGACGGGUGUAUUAUGUCAAUCAUUUUACUAGGUCCACACAGUGGGAGAAACCAACAAGGACAGCAUAUGAAAUUGAGCAAGCCAAUGGGCACAGCAACAACAACAAUAACAAUAAUAAUCGUGCUAAUACUAGCCAAGUGUGCAACAAUGCUACAAGCAACACUUCAUCUUCUAAUACGAACUCUAAUUCCAAUAUGAACUUUAAUAAUCUAAAUUCAAGUAAUUCUGAAAAUAAUUCAAGUAGCACAAGUAAUGGUGUUAGCUGUGGAAGUGUGCACUCAAGAAGAAGAUCGACUAGGCACAGAAAUUAUUUGUCUAGGAACCAUCUUCAUCAGGCAGUGGAACUUCCUGAUGGCUAUGAAAUUAGAACAACACAGCAAGGACAAGUGUAUUUUUAUCAUGUUUCUACUGGAGUCAGUACAUGGCAUGAUCCAAGAGUUCCUAGAGAUUUAGCGGGCAUCAAUGUAGGUGAUUUAGGCCCACUUCCAAAUGGCUGGGAGAUGAGGCACACUGCCAAUGGACGUGUUUAUUAUGUUGACCAUAACAAUCGAACUACCCAGUUUACUGAUCCCCGGUUGUCCAGUAGUUUAGCCGUACAAAAUAUGCUCAAUACAAGGAGAAACAGCAGUAUUGAAGACAAUACAAACAUUCUAAAUGGCAGAGUUCCUGAUUCAUCUCAAGCUGUUUCAUCAGUCAAUCACACACCUAGUGCCAUUACUCCCAGCAAUUCCGCUCCACCUUUGCCUCCACUGCCACCUACAAUCAACCCUGCAGUCCCUCUUGAAAUAUCAGACACACCAUAUUCAAAACAAAGGCGAGAUCUGGUCCAAAAACUGGCAGCUUUGCGGCAAGAACUACAUGCAUUACAGCCUCAAUCAGGUCAUUGCAGACUUGAAGUAUCAAGGGAAGAUAUAUUUGAGGAAUCUUAUAGAUUAAUAAUGAAAAUGAGGCCAAAAGAUCUGAGAAAGAGACUUAUGGUAAAAUUCAGAUCAGAAGAAGGCCUAGAUUAUGGUGGAGUAGCAAGGGAAUGGCUAUAUUUAUUGUCUCAUGAAAUGCUCAAUCCCUAUUAUGGUUUAUUUCAAUAUACAAGAGAUGAUAUCUAUACGCUGCAAAUUAAUCAUGAUUCUUCAGUCAAUCCGGAACACUUGUCAUAUUUUCACUUUGUUGGUCGAGUAAUAGGCUUAGCUGUAUUUCAUGGGCAUUAUAUUGAUGGUGGAUUUACAUUACCUUUUUAUAAAAUGCUAUUGAAUAAACCAAUCACACUAGAUGAUAUAGAGGCUGUUGAUCCUGAAUUACAGAGAAGUUUGAAGUGGAUGUUGGAAAACAAUAUAACUUCUGUUAUAGACACGUCAUUCUCUGUAGAACAUGAUGCAUUUGGUCAAAUUCAGGUACAUGAAUUGAAGCCGAAUGGUCGAGAGAUUCCUGUUACUGAUGAAAAUAAAAGAGAAUAUGUUAGGUUGUAUGUAAAUUACAGAUUUAUGAGAGGAAUAGAGCAGCAGUUCUUAGCCUUACAAAAAGGUUUUAAUGAAUUAAUACCUCAACAUUUAUUAAAAUCUUUUGAUGAGAAAGAACUUGAGCUUGUCAUCGGCGGUCUUGGAAAAAUUGAUCUUGAAGACUGGAAAAUGAAUACCCGCUUAAAGCAUUGUAAUCCAGAUACGAAUAUAGUUAAAUGGUUUUGGAAAGCUGUUGACAGUUACAGUGAAGAACAAAGGGCUCGGCUUCUACAGUUUGUUACUGGUAGUUCCCGAGUACCUUUACAGGGUUUCAAAGCUUUACAAGGGUCAACUGGUGCUGCUGGGCCACGAUUGUUCACCAUUCAUUUGAUUGAUGCCAGUACAGAUAACCUUCCUAAAGCUCACACGUGUUUUAAUCGUAUUGAUAUCCCUCCAUAUGAAUCAUAUGAAAAACUGUAUGAAAAGUUAACUCAAGCAAUCGAAGAAACAUGUGGCUUUGCUGUGGAAUGAGAUGGAAUAAUUAUGUGUGUGACAAAAACUUUCCAAAAUAUCUUCCAAGAAAAGCCUUAUAUUUUAUUUAUUGCUGCCUUUUAGUAGUCAAACUGUGGCACAAAAGGGAUAUGUAUAUAAAAUGCCUAAAUGUGCUUGUGACCAUUGAAAUCUAAUCAGAAAGUGAAAUCUACUCAAAACAUGAAUGAGUAUUAAGCAGUUGCUGUCUAUACUUUUCUUCUCAUUUUUAAUGAGCUGCUUAUUAAUUGAAAAAAGUGCAGAUCUUUUGAGUUGUGAAUAGUUACCUUUGUAAUGAAAAACAGGACUUCAUAUGGUAUACUAUUAAGUCAUCCAUUUUCUUGUUACUUAUUUUUAUAUAAUCUUGUACAAAUUUAGGAAAUUUAUGAAAUUAUUCUUAUGUUUGAUUGAAAUGGGUUAUGAACAUUUUUAAAGGCAAAAUAUGCUUGAAUGUUAUGAAGUUUUACCCUGUAUAAAAACAAUUAAAAGCUUUUUUAAGGUUUUAUUUAUAAUUAAAAUAAAAUAUUGUAAUGUAUUGUUGUUCACUAAAUCGAAUUAAAUGUAUUUAUUUUGAGCUCAAUAUAUGAUUUUAGAUGAAUAAGUAUUUCUAGAAGUAAUUUCUUAAAAAUAUAAAUCAAAAUUUAGCUGUACAUAUUCCUAAUCUAAGCUAUGUGUUUUUACAUUUUAUUUUCAAGAAUUUGUGAUAGAUUACCAAUGCACAAUAGAAUAUUUCUAUUUUAAUUAUUAAUCUUGUUUAAAUUAAUUUUUCAUUAUCACUUUUAAAUGAAAAUAUUUUUUAGAUUGAUAAUUUAAACAGUUUGUUAAUAAGAAUGUGUAUAUUUUUUAAAACCCAUUAAUUUAAUCUUUCCUUUUUAAAGACUGUUCUAAUUUGUGGAUUUUAGAAAUUUUUAGAGGCUUUCUUUUUAAAUUUUUUAUUAAGCUACUGUUUAAAAAAAACAUAAGGAGCUUGUGCUUCCUCCCUGUCUUCUUUUUUUAAUCAUUUUGUUUUUUGGUUUGCCAAAAAUUGUAGUAGUAGUCUUGUGUUAACUACUUUUGUAAUCUUUCUAUUUUUCUUGUAUAUAUAAUUUGCUUUUCCCAAAUAAUUAAUAGUUACCUUCAUAAAUAUUAAAUCACUGACCACUAAAGUCAUUCUCUUUUACUUUUUGACUUUUACAUUACUCUUAUAUUUCUGUUUUUGAAAUUACAAAAAUAAUCUUUAUCUGUAGAUACAAAACUUCCUUGUCUCUGCAAUGUUUUUAUUUAUUGAAAUUUGAGAUUCCUUUAAAAUGUGAGUAGGUUUAAUUUUUAUGAACUGUUAGUAUUUUUAAUUCUGAAGUAUGUAAUUGCUUGCUGUUAAUCGUUUAUUGUAAAUUAUUAAGUGAUUCAUAAUUAUCAUUUCUCCCCUUUGAAUUUUACCCUCUUUUUUGGAGCUUAGUCAUAGCAUGCAAGUAAUAGAUAUCUAGAUAGAAAUUCCACAUUGCAAAAUUAAUUACAUUAUUCACAUAUUUUACUAAGUGUUAUAAAAUUCUGAGGGAUGUAAGCUGCUAUAAUGAUUUACAUGUGAAACAUGGUAAAUAUAUAUUCAUUUCAAAAAUAUUUGUGAAACUUUUUUAGAAUCUUUCUAAUAAACGUACUGCUUUUUGGAAUGUUGAUUUUAAAUCCAUAGCAAAUCAAAAAAAAGGGGGGGGGUUUCUUAAGCAUUUUCAAAUUUAAUUUUUUUUAAAAGUUAUUGAGGGGAAUAAUUUCUUAGUUAAUAAAUAAUAUGAAAAAAAAUGUAACAAUGCUUACAUGCAUCUACUUGGUAACAUUUUAAGGUAUUCUAUAUUUAUUUUAAGGUAAAAAAUAGCUUGCAAUAUGUUGUAAUAUAAUUUAACCUCUCACAAAUGAUUAUUGGCUAGACAUUGUACGAAUAUAUCAACUAUGUAUCUUUACUGUGUUUAAAAAAUUAUAUUUAUUCUCGGGCAAACAAGAAGUUUUUAUUUCCUGCUAUUUAUAUAGAAACAUAUUUUUGACUGUCUAUUGAACUUUAUCUUUUAUAAAUUUUUUGAGUAUCAAGUGUAAUUCUGUUACUAGUAUAUUCACUUUUCGUAAUUUUGUUAUGCUGGUUCUCUUCAACUUCAUAUUACUGAAGCAGUUACUCAAGCAAUAUUGCUUCAUAUUGUUUGAUUUCAAAUUAUAACAUGUAGGAAAGGAAAAAAGGACCAUUUUAAUUGAUGUAUUAGCAUUUGUUUUUAAAACAAUCUUUUUACAAUUUUUCUCAUAAAUAAAUGCAGUUCAUGUUCUGAAAUAGAACCAUGUAAUAAUUUAUCUAGUGAUGUUAUAAUCUUCUCGUGGAGAUAAUCAUCUAGUUUUGUAUGAGUAUUGUUAAACAUAGUAUUUAUCUACUUUUUCUUUACUUGUAUAUCAUAAAAAUACCAAUUGACUUUUUACUGUAUAAAAAUAAAUAGCCUGUUGUAAAAUCUGCCUGAACUGCAUUUUUUCCCCAUAAAUGAACAGAUACUCAUUUUAAAAGAUUUUAUAUAUAUUCUAUUAUUAUGAAUUAUUUUUAACCAUAAGUAUGUUAUUGUAGCACUAUAUUAACAAUUAUGCUGUUCAUUGUGUUAGUAGUUUCUAAUCUUAAAAUAUGUUUCUAUGUUGGAGUAUGUAUAUUAAUGAAUAUAUUGUUUAUAACAUGUACUUCGUUUAAAACCUAAGAAAACAUUUUUGGUUAUUGAAGGCAUUGUAGCUCACCGAAUCUCCCAAUUUUUAAUUUUUUAGCCUUUAAUAAGGAAACAUUUUGUUAGCUAUAAAUGAAAUUUAUUGAAUUAAUGGAACUGAAAUUGUGCAAAUUGCAUUCCCUCACCUGUUGUGAUUUUCAACAUUAUUUUUCUUUUAAAAUUUUAUUUGAUCUGAAUUGUUGAUUUUUGUAGAACUUUUUAUUACGAUUCAAGGAAUGCUUAAUCAAUAAUAUUUGUAUUUAAUUUUGUUUUAUAUCAAUAAAUGAUGUUACUAAUUUUACUCACACAAA